Molecule: messenger RNA, 1776 nt
Organism: Brachypodium distachyon (stiff brome)
Lineage: Eukaryota; Viridiplantae; Streptophyta; Magnoliopsida; Poales; Poaceae
Product: tubulin beta-4 chain
Exons: 4
Coding region: 184-1524 (446 amino acids)
Biological process (GO): microtubule cytoskeleton organization; mitotic cell cycle
Cellular component (GO): microtubule; cytoplasm
Molecular function (GO): GTPase activity; GTP binding; structural constituent of cytoskeleton
Source: RefSeq, a predicted model, not a curated record
GCUUCCGUCCGUUGUCGUUGGAGGGAACGCGUCUGGGCCGUCCGAUUCUACGCCCUGACCCCCGCGCCCGCUAUAAAGGCCGCUCCCUUUCUAGGGCAAUUUCUCGCGUUUCAUCUGCACUCCUCUCUCAUCGCGACGGGCCGCUCGCUCUAGUGAGGCACCAACCUCGAAGAUCAAGCAGCCAUGAGGGAGAUCCUGCACAUCCAGGGCGGCCAGUGCGGCAACCAGAUCGGCUCCAAGUUCUGGGAGGUGGUCUGCGACGAGCACGGCAUCGACCCCACCGGCCGCUACGUCGGCACCUCGGACCUCCAGCUCGAGCGCGUCAACGUCUACUACAAUGAGGCCUCCUGCGGCCGCUUCGUGCCCCGCGCCGUGCUCAUGGACCUCGAGCCCGGUACCAUGGACAGCGUCCGCACCGGGCCCUACGGCCAGAUCUUCCGCCCCGACAACUUUGUGUUCGGCCAGUCCGGCGCCGGCAACAACUGGGCCAAGGGGCAUUACACAGAGGGAGCUGAGCUCAUCGACUCGGUUCUCGAUGUCGUCAGGAAGGAGGCGGAGAACUGCGACUGUCUCCAAGGCUUUCAAGUUUGCCAUUCCCUUGGAGGAGGCACUGGAUCUGGAAUGGGCACACUGUUGAUCUCCAAGAUCCGAGAGGAGUACCCUGACAGGAUGAUGCUGACGUUUUCUGUGUUCCCGUCACCCAAGGUUUCAGACACAGUUGUUGAACCCUACAACGCCACACUCUCUGUCCAUCAGUUGGUUGAGAAUGCUGAUGAGUGUAUGGUUCUUGACAAUGAGGCACUCUAUGACAUCUGCUUCCGAACCCUGAAGCUCACCACUCCUAGCUUUGGAGACCUGAACCACUUAAUCAGUGCGACCAUGAGUGGUGUCACAUGCUGCCUUCGCUUCCCUGGCCAGCUGAACUCUGAUCUCAGGAAGCUUGCAGUCAACUUGAUCCCGUUCCCCAGGCUUCACUUUUUCAUGGUUGGGUUUGCACCACUGACCUCACGUGGCUCCCAGAUGUACCGUGCCCUCACCGUCCCUGAGCUCACUCAGCAAAUGUGGGAUUCAAAGAAUAUGAUGUGUGCUGCUGACCCCCGCCACGGUCGUUAUCUGACAGCCUCAGCUAUGUUCCGUGGUAAGAUGAGCACCAAAGAGGUUGAUGAGCAGAUGAUCAAUGUGCAAAACAAGAACUCGUCCUACUUUGUGGAGUGGAUCCCACACAACGUCAAGUCCAGCGUCUGUGACAUCCCGCCGCGUGGCCUCUCCAUGGCCUCCACCUUCGUCGGCAACUCAACUUCCAUCCAGGAGAUGUUCCGCCGUGUGAGCGAGCAGUUCACGGCCAUGUUCAGGAGGAAGGCUUUCUUGCAUUGGUACACGGGUGAGGGCAUGGACGAGAUGGAGUUCACUGAGGCCGAGAGCAACAUGAACGACCUGGUCUCCGAGUACCAACAGUACCAGGAUGCGACGGCUGACGAGGAGGGUGAGUAUGAGGAUGAGGAGGAGGCUGUCCAGGACGAGUAAGUUACGGAAGUGCCUGUUGUAUAACGAUCCCCCCUGUCUUUAAGCUGGAGCUUUGCCUAUGUUUGGGUUUAUCAUUCUUCUCUAUGCUAUGCCUAUAUGUUAAGUAUGUAGUAGUGCCGUGGUAGCAUACUGCCGCUACCAGAUGGGACAUGUUUUUCUGCUUGUUCUGUAUGCUAUCGCAUAUAUGGGAAGAGUAUUGGCCACCUUGCAGUUUUCUUUAUUGUGAAUGGAAUUAUUGGUGCUUAUCUGCUA